GAGCUUCCUUGAAACAGUGUCACUCCUUUAUGUUCUCUUAAAUCAUAGCCACAAAUACAAAGAAAGCAAAGCUUCCAAAGAUUGAUCCCAGGGUGGUAGAAAAGGGUGGAAGAGGAAAAGAAGAGAGAAAAGAAGAGGAAAAGAGACUAAUAGAGGAAGAGCUUAAGCAAAGCAAACUCUUUAGGGUUUUCAGGAAUGAAUAGAUCAGGUGUUUACCAAGGCUCUCUAUUGCAGCAGAUGGUAGGAGGAAGCACCUCUUGGUGGAACAUGAGUAAUAUGAGGCCAACUAAUGGAGAAAUCUCUCAUAUUCUUCAUCCUCAUCCUCUUUCUUCUUCCUCAGCUCUUCAACAACAUCUUCAGCCCUCUAAUUCUCUUUCCUUGAACUCUUUGUAUGAGAGCCAAGAACUUCCACAGUCAUGGAGCCAACUUUUACUUGGAGGAUUAGUAGGUGAAGAGGAGAGGUACAGCCUUGAUACUCCUUUUAAGAAAGCUUUGAAUUGGGAAGAGCAACUGAUGCACCAAACACAAGGAGCAUAUACUGUUGAUGUUAAGCAAGAGAAUUCAGAGAGCUUAUACAGCCAUGGAAGUACCAGUGAAGAAAUCCAAGCAGCUACAGGAAGUAAAGCUUCUUGGAGUCAGAUUCUACCAGUCUCCUCUCCUAGAUCUUGCGUCACCUCAAGUUUAAGCUGCAAUAUGUUAGAUUUCUCAAACAACAAAACAGAAAGAAGGAAUCUUCCUCCGGAUCAUUCAUCUGAGUGCAAUAGCAUAGAAACAGGUGCAGCUUUGAAGAAGGCAAGGAUUCAAGGCUCUUCACAAUCACAGUCCAGUACUUUCAAGGUAAGAAAGGAGAAACUUGGUGAUAGAAUAACAGCACUUCACCAAUUGGUUUCCCCAUUUGGAAAGACUGACACAGCUUCUGUGCUGCUGGAAGCCAUUGGCUAUAUCAGAUUCCUUCAGAGUCAAAUUGAGGCUCUAAGCUCCCCGUACUUGAAUACUGUAUCAGCGAAAACGAGACUGCCUGCACAAGGAGAAAGGAGUUGUAUAUUUCCAGAAGACCCUGGUCAGUUGUUGAAUGAUAAUUGCAUGAAGAAGAGAGGUCCAUCUGAUCAGAAUGGCAAUGAUGAGACCAAGAAGGAUCUAAGGAGUAGGGGUCUAUGCCUUGUACCUGUCUCUUGUACAUUACAUGUUGGAAGUGACGAUGGAGCUGAUUACUGGUCUCCAUCACUUGGUGGAUGCUUUCGAUAGGCUUUAUUUGAGCUUCAAAAUAGUUAAAUUAAUGGUGGAUAUAUCAUCAAGAGCAGUCAUUCUGGUAAGGAAGAAGAAGGCUGAUUGCUCUUGAUGCUAUGCAAAAUUAAGCGCUUGAUGUAUCAGUUUAUCACACUCUUGAUUUGAAGAUCUCUACUUCUUUUUUUCUUUUUGUAAGAAACAUUUUAUUUACUGUUAAUGAAUGCCACUUUAUAUGUACA
This is a messenger RNA of Dendrobium catenatum, 1466 nucleotides long. Its product is annotated as transcription factor bHLH68. Gene Ontology annotation, molecular function: DNA-binding transcription factor activity, RNA polymerase II-specific; RNA polymerase II cis-regulatory region sequence-specific DNA binding; protein dimerization activity. NCBI's taxonomy places the organism in Eukaryota, Viridiplantae, Streptophyta, Magnoliopsida, Asparagales, Orchidaceae. The transcript has 9 exons. Gene Ontology annotation, cellular component: nucleus. Gene Ontology annotation, biological process: regulation of transcription by RNA polymerase II. Bases 196 to 1245 code for a protein of 349 amino acids. The record is from RefSeq and is a predicted model, not a curated record.